GGGCGUCAUUUUGAAUAUGCUCGACCGUUUUCACAAUUCAAAAGGUUCGGUUGCAGGUGCUGGGAAGAGGUGACGAGACUGAGAAGGUACCCGCUGCACAGAGGCGGGUGUGAGGCUCGGUGCCGCCGCCCGGGGUGCCCCGCACCAGGCCGGGGAGAGGGUCCGCCGUGCCCGCGUACCCCCGCCUUUCCCGCCGCUCCCGGACCUUCAGCCCACAGAGUCCGAUGGCGGCGGCGGCGCUGAGGGACCCGCCUCAGGUUGGCGUGACCUUUGAGGACAUUGCCGUGUACUUCUCCUGGGAGGAAUGGAGGCUCCUGGAUGAGGCUCAGAUACACCUGUACCUCGAUGUGAUGCUGGAGAACUAUGUGCUUAUAUCUUCACUGGGUUCCUGCUGUGGAGCAGAGGAUGCAGAGACACCUUUUGAACAGAUUGCUUCUCUAGGAGUGUCACGGGCUAGGACUCCCAAGGCAGCUUUGUCUUCCCAGAAGACCCACCGCUGUGAGAUUUGCGAUCCAGUCUUGAGACAUGUUUUCUAUUUGGCUGAGGACCAGGAAACACAACACAGCCAGAAGUUGUUGAGAUGUGGGGCAUGUGUGAAACGAUUUUAUUUUAGUGCAAACUUUCAACAGCACCAGGAACAGCAUAGGGGAGAGAAAACUCUCAGAAACAGUGUGGACAAGGCCUCAUUUGUGAAGAGCUGCAGAUUCCAUGUGUCGCAGAAGCCAUUUGCCUGUGGGGAGUUUGAAAAGGAUUUCCCAACCAUUGUGGGACAUCUGCAGCAACAGGCCACUCAUACUAUGGGGAAGCCAAACACAAUCACCCAGUGCGGGUCAACUUCACAAGGCAAGAAAAGUAAUCACACCUGGGGAGAAGGCAAGAAAGCCCUCAGCCCCAAACACACACUUGUUCAGGACCAAGAUGUCCACACUGGAAGACCUUGUUUUGUGUGCAGUGAGUGUGGGAAAACAUUCAGGUACAAAUCCUCAUUUGUUGUGCACCAGAGAGUCCAUGCUGGAGAAAGGCUUCAUGUGUGUGGUGAAUGUGGAAAAUCCUUUAAGCAAAGCUCAACCCUCAGUCAACAUCAAAGCUUUCACACUGGGACAAGGCAGUACAAGUGCAGCAAAUGUGGGAAAUCCUUAAACUACAAAUCUGUCCUCAUUUAUCCCCACACAUGGCGCAUUGAAGAAAAUAGUUACGUGUGCAGUGAAUGUUCAAAAUCUUUUACCUCUAGCUCAGCCCUCACUUAUCAUCAGAGAUCUCACACAGGAGAAAGGCCUUAUGAGUGCAGUGAAUGUGAGAAAUCUUUUAUCUCUAGGCCUGCCCUCAGAUAUCAUCAGAGAUCACACACAGGAGAAAGGCCUUAUGAGUGCAGUGAGUGUGGGAAGUCUUUUACCACUAGCUCUAACCUCCAUUAUCAUCAAAGAGUUCACACUGGAGAAAGACCUUAUGAAUGUAGUGAAUGUGGGAAAUGUUUUAACAAUAGGUGGGUUCUCAUUCAGCACCAGAGAGUUCACACAGGAGAAAGGCCUUAUGAAUGUACUGAGUGUGGGAAAUUGUUUAAAUAUGGAUCUCAAUUGAACCAACACCAGAAAGCUCACACUGGCGAAAAGCCUUUUAAGUGUACUGAAUGUGGGAAGUCUUUUAAUAACAGGUGGACCCUCAUUCAGCACUGGAGAGUUCACACAGGAGAAAGGCCUUUUGAGUGCAAUGAAUGUGGGAAAUCGUUUAACAGAAGAAAUAACCUCAUUUUACACCAGAGAAUUCACACAGGAGAAAGGCCUUAUGUGUGCAGUGAAUGUGGGAAAUCUUUUACCUUUAGUUCCAGCCUUCGUUAUCAUCAGAGAGCUCACACUGGAGAAAGACCUUAUGACUGCAGUGAAUGUGGGAAAUCUUUUAUCUCUAGGUCUGACCUCCAUUAUCAUCAGAGAGUUCAUUCUGGAGAAAGACCUUAUGAGUGUAGCGAAUGUGGGAAAUCCUUUAUCCAAAGAAAUAACCUCAUAAUACACCAGAGAAUUCACACAGGAGAAAGGCUUAUGAAUGCAGUGAAUGUGGUAAAUCUUUUACCUGUAGUUCCACUCUCCAUUAUCAUCAGAGAGUUCACACUGGAGAAAGGCCUUAUGUGUGCAGUGAAUGCGGGAAGUCUUUUAUUACCACAUCCAAACUGCGUUGUCAUCAGAGAGGUCACAUUGGAGGCAGGUCUUAAGAGUGCACUGAAUGUGGGAAAUCUUUUACAGUAAGUCUUCUAUGUACUAACAAAUUCCGUUCAACCUAGGUACUCAACUAACCCAAUGGGCUAUGUAGUAUUGUACUGCAAUAGGUUUAUAAUACUUUUCACACAAAUAAUACAUGAAAAUCAAACACGAAAAAUAAAGCAUUUUUAAUCCUAUGGUACAGUACCUCGAGGGUUUACAGUAGUACUAGCUCAUCACUGUUGCUUUUUUUUU
Molecule: messenger RNA, 2444 nt
Organism: Hippopotamus amphibius kiboko
Lineage: Eukaryota; Metazoa; Chordata; Mammalia; Artiodactyla; Hippopotamidae
Product: zinc finger protein 211-like
Biological process (GO): negative regulation of transcription by RNA polymerase II
Molecular function (GO): DNA-binding transcription repressor activity, RNA polymerase II-specific
Source: RefSeq, a predicted model, not a curated record